CAACAUACAGAUGGGCUGCUCUCUUUGGGGUUGAACCAGGACCGCGCGCAGCAAAUCACUUGUAACUCCGCGCUGCGUGUGACCGGUGAGGAAACAUCCCGUCCCCGCCGCGCACUGUGACAGCAGACAUGGCCGACAAGAUGCCGACGGAGUCCGGGUCCAAGGCGCCGUUCGCCACCAGGAUAGACCCGAUCAAGGCGGGUCUCUCCCUGGAGCAGAUGCACUUCAUCAAGCAGGUGGAGAUGGAGCAGUGGAAGAAGAAGACGGUGCGGCUGCGGGGCAGGAACGCGGUGACGGGUCUCGCCAUCGGGGCGCUCGUCCUCGGCAUCUACGGCUACACGUUUUACUCCGUCUCUCAGGAGACUGUCGUGGAGGAGCUGGAUGAGGAGGCCAGACGUGCCAGAGCGCGGGGCCCAAAGACCGAUGCCAACUGAAACACCUGAUUUGCCUGCCUGUUGUUGGACUGUGUGUCCGUCCUGCACUUAACCGAGAAGGGACUUAUGGUGGACACUGAUUCAUAUUCCACUACUGGCUGCUGUUUUUCUUUUUCUUCCCCCCCUUGAUGAGACAGCACUGUAGUGGACUUUGUCUUGAUUGUGAAGCUCUGUUGCUAAAACUGGACGUGUGUUGAUAUCGAUUUAAACUUGGCUGUCAGCGGAAAAUACUAAAUCACCAGACGUAACCAGACCUAUCACAUCAUGUUAGACUAAAGGCCCAGAUUGAGGAGUAAUCACAACCUGCCAGGCUUCCAGCCCUGGUGAUCAUGUGACGGGGAUUUAGUUUAGGGGCAUAAACUUUACACCAGUCAGCAAAUGUUGACUUUUGAGCAGCUUUUAAUGGCAAAGAAUGACACAUGGAUCCACUUGUUGAAUCGUAUUAUUUAUGUCAAAAAGAGUGACUUGUUGAAUAAAAAUCUAUUGUAUUUGAA
Molecule: messenger RNA, 928 nt
Organism: Platichthys flesus (European flounder)
Lineage: Eukaryota; Metazoa; Chordata; Actinopteri; Pleuronectiformes; Pleuronectidae
Product: cytochrome c oxidase assembly factor 3 homolog, mitochondrial
Exons: 2
Coding region: 129-434 (101 amino acids)
Biological process (GO): mitochondrial respiratory chain complex IV assembly
Cellular component (GO): mitochondrial inner membrane
Source: RefSeq, a predicted model, not a curated record